Molecule: messenger RNA, 3300 nt
Organism: Cajanus cajan (pigeon pea)
Lineage: Eukaryota; Viridiplantae; Streptophyta; Magnoliopsida; Fabales; Fabaceae
Product: Intron maturase, type II family protein
Biological process (GO): mRNA processing
Source: RefSeq, a predicted model, not a curated record
AUGCUCGCCCGAGUCGCUGAGCACUAUAGAGUUGUCGACGUUGACUCAGAGACUGGCCCGGACCCUCGCCCCAUUGAUGCACUCAUCCUCAGAUCCAUGGGCGUCAUCGAGCUCACUCCCGGAGGGUACGCAGUCGUAGAGGAGCUCAAUUACGAUGACAUAAUAUUUGACGACAUGACAGAGAUGCAGCCACAGCAGCAGCAGACAACUCAGCCUCAGUCGCAGUCAGAGCAGCCCACACACCCACUAUUGCAUGUAAGGGCAGAUAUUGAGGCCCUCCGCAAGCAGAUGGCUAGCCUCGACAGCCGUUUCACUAGUAUGCAGGAGGAGAUGCGCCAGCAGCAUCAUCAGCAGCAGCAGUGGCACGAGCAGAUGAUGGCUUGGCUUCAAAGGCGAUUCCCAGAUCCUCCUACCAAGACCUCUUCACUCACCUCCUCUCCAAACCCCCCAAUCCCCUACGCGCACUCCCCACCGUCCUUACCCUGCACCCACCCCCCUCCUCCCCUCGCCGCCACUCCUCCUCCCUCUCCGCGAAGGAGGACGGCGUGGCCCUCUGCUGCCACAUGUGGAUCGACAACUUCCGCCCCCGCGACCGCGCCGCUCCCUCCCUCUCCCCCCCCCUCCCCCCGCCGCUACUCCUCCUCCCUCUCCGCGAAGGAGGACGGCGUGGCCCUCUGCUGCCACAUGUGGAUCGACAACUUCCGCCACCGCGACCGCGCCGUCACCUCCCUCUCCCCCCUCCUCCGCCGCUUCGACCUCUGGCUCCUCGCCUACCAGAAGGUCGCCACCGACGAAACCGGCUCCUACACCCCCCGCUCCACCAUCCCCACCGCCACCCUCCAGGACCUCCUCGCCCUCCGCAACGCCGUCCUCGACGGCAACUUCAAAUGGGGCUCCCGCCUCAAGCACUUCAUCAAAUCCCCUCGCGACAAAACCGAUUACGAUUCCCUCUCCAAGCGCAAGAUCAAAACCAUUCUCACCACCACGCAACCCGCGCCCUUCCAAGACAAAAUCGUUCAGGAGGUUCUCUUGAUGAUCCUCGAGCCCAUCUACGAGCCUCGAUUUUCCCCCAAAUCCUACGCCUUCAGACCCGGUAGAACCCCCCACACUGUGUUAAGGGUUAUUAGAAGAAACUUCGCUGGUUACUUAUGGUAUAUAAAGGCUGAUUUUAGUGUUCUGUUGGACGGGAUGAAAGUAGGGUUAGUGAUUAAUUCUGUUAUGAGAGAUGUUAGGGAUAAGUUAGUUGUUGAUUUGAUAAAAGACGCUUUGGUUACGCCGGUUGUUACCAGUGAUGUUGAGAAGAAGGAGAAGAAGAAGAAGAGGAAGUAUCAGAAGAAGAGGGUGUUGGCUGAGGAUGAGCCUAAGCCUGAUCCUUAUUGGUUGGACACUUUCUUCGGCUUUGCGCCCGAGGAGGCUCUCAGGGUUCCCAAUUGGGGGCAUUGUGGUGUGCUUAGUCCCCUUUUGGCUAAUGUUUGCUUGGAUGAGUUGGAUAGGUGGAUGGAGGGGAAGAUUAAGGAGUUUUAUGUUCCUUCCAAGAGUGAUGUUAUAUGGAAUAGUCCUGAAGAGGAGCAGGGGAACACCUCGUGGCCGGAGUUCGUGCCCACGAGUGGGCCGGAUAAGACGAGGAAGAUGGAUUUCGUGAGGUAUGGAGGUCAUGUUUUGGUUGGGGUUAGAGGGCCUAGGGCGGAUGCGGCCACGUUGAGGAAGCAGUUGAUUGAGUUUUGUGAUCAGAGGUUUAUGCUCAAGCUUGAUAAUGAGAGUCUGCCUAUUGAGCAUAUAACCAAAGGGAUCAUGUUUUUGGACCAUGUGUUGUGUAGGAGGGUUGUGUAUCCGACUCUUAGGUACACUGCAACGGGUGGUAAGAUUAUAAGUGAGAAGGGUGUGGGGACGCUGCUGUCGGUGACAGCGAGUUUGAAACAAUGUAUUAAGCAGUUUAGGAAGUUGAGUUUUCUCAAGGGGGAUAGGGAUCCGGAUCCCCAGCCUUGUUUUAGGAUGUUUCAUGCCACACAGGCUCAUACCAAUGCUCAGAUGAAUAAGUUUUUAUCAACCAUGGUUGAGUGGUACAGAUAUGCGGACAAUAGGAAGAAGAUUGUGAACUUUUGCUCUUAUAUCAUUAGAGGCUCCCUUGCUAAGCUGUAUGCUGCAAAAUAUAAGCUUCGGUCACGUGCAAAAGUGUACAAGAUUGGUGCUCGUAACCUGAGCCGUCCGUUAAAGGAGAAAAAAGGGCAGUCUCCUGAGUACCAGAAUUUGUUGAGGAUGGGUCUUGCUGAGUCGAUAGAUGGUCUCCAGUAUACAAGGAUGUCUCUUGUACCUGAGACAGAUUACUCACCAUUCCCUAGUAACUGGAUGCCUGACCAUGAAAAGUUCUUGCUAGAAUACAUAAAACUGGAAGAUCCAAAGACUCUGGAGGAGCAGAAGAGUUGCAUCAGAGAACAAGGUCUUGUUUCACCUCAAGACUACAUUUCAAUGCUUGUUUGGAAUUACAAAAGGAACUCUCUUCCUAUGGACCAAUUCUCAUUAGUAAAGAGCAAUGAAAGUGUUGUAGGAAAUCAGCAUUUGUUAGUUGGCUCAAACCAGGAUGACCAGGACCACAUAAACAAAGAGGAGGAAGAAAAUGAUGGAAGGAUGAAUGCAGCACAAAUGUAGCUCAUAAAGGUUGAUAUUAUCUAUCACCUUCCCACCAUGGAUGCUUGCCAGAGAAAGGGUGCAAGAACCGAAGAGUGGAGAGCUCAUUCGUGCAGGCAUCUUACACAGGCAAAAUAUUAAUAUUGCCAUGCUCUGCUUGUGAACACUGGGCUAUAAGAUGGAAAGGAAGGUAAAAAUUGACGCACUUGAAAACGUGGAAAGUAAUUCCACUUACUGUUCUGGAGUGCAAUAUUUGUGAGUCCACGAGAAGGAGUGUGCAGCUUUCUGUGGGAGGCUAAAAGUAUGUUCCUCGGGGAUGCAUACGAACGACAAGGCAAGUUGUGAAUUGAACUCCCCACUGAAUCACUUCAAAUAUUAUGUUCGUUUUGUAAAUUGGCAAUUUGUCCAUAUGCACCUGCCCCUAUUCCUUUUUAAUGAUUGGAGCAUAUCGAAACUUAGUUUUUGACCAUACAUUGAUAAUAUAUUUAUCUUUUUUUUUUUCAUUUUUUUUUUUCAUUUUGUUUCUGUACGAUGAUGGCCUUGAACUCAAGAAGUUGUAAGAACUCUGAAUUUCAAAGCAGUGUACUAGGAAGAACCUCAUUAUACUACAUUAUGGGCUUCUCAUAUGAUUCCCCAUUUUUAAAAUUAUAUAAUUGUCAUCGGAUUUUUUUUUUU